GUUUUUGUAAGCUUUCCAUUUCUUCUUGUCUUUUUUUUCUAAUCCAAUUUUACAGAAAUUAGAAAUUCCAGUCAUAAUUUUUUAUUUCAGCAUCCAUACAAUUAUUCUGGUUGUGACAUACGAAAAUUAAAAUUGAAAGCAAUGGCUAUCUUUUGUCUAAACCUUUACUUUUCAUGAAUAACAACAAUAACUCAAAUUUAUUAUAAUUUCUAAUGAUAAAAUAGUUCCGCGAAAUUGUUUCGUGCGAAUAUUUUAAUUAAUCGUAUGUUCUAUUAAACCCUACUUAAUUUAGCACGUCUACCAAAAUAUCAUUUUGUUUUGGUCGCUUAAUAUUUAUAAAAGAUUAUAUCUAAUUUUUUUUUAAAUUUAUUUAUACUCUUAUUCUAUAGAAUACAAUACCUAACUUUAAAUUUAGUUGGUUGAAACACUUAUUUUUUGUAUCGUUCUUGCUUCAUAUCUAUCUACUUAUUUGUUUCUUAGCUUUAAACCAUUUUUUUCUUUUUAAUGCUUUUAAAGUAGUUGCAAACGCGAGAAAUUCGAAAUACAUUUGGGUGUGUGUAUCAUAAUACUAAAUAUUUUCGUCGUCAGGUUCCAUGUGUAUCAUUACAGUCAUUAAUAAAAUUUAUAAAGAAUUUUCAAUUUAAAAUUCUUUUACUUUUUUUCUUGUUCACUUAUUCCAGUAAUGGUUUACAAAAAUUAAAAAGAUACAAACAUUCCUUAAGCUUUCUUUACGCACAAAUUUUUAAAUUGUUGUCAUUUGGAAUGUGUCACGUGUAGAGGGUAAUAUUUAUAUUUAGUUAAUUUUACUUUUGUUAUUUGAAUUUCGCUUUGUAAUACUCUUGAUAAAAGAAUUGAAUUUUCGUACCAUUUUUUUUAAGUUUCAUAAACAAAAAAUUACUAAAUGAUGUUGCCUGAUCAUCAUAAAGAUCCAAGACAAUUGCGUAAUUUUAGUCCAUCAAUGCACCAAACUGCUAUAUUUCGACCACAUACACCUCCUCAAGCGAAUCCACAAACACUACCCAGUGGAUCUAUGCAAUUAAAGUCAUAUAUGCGACCAAGUCAGUCUAUACAGAUGAAUGCAUCAUCGCCACCUGUGACAUCACUACGGCCUAUGACAUCUAUGCGACCUAUGGGAUCUAUACAACCUAACUCCUUAACUCGACUCAAUGGAACUAUGCAGCAAAAUGUUUCCCAAAGGCCUACUGGUGUUAUUCAACCCAAUGUAUCAGUACGAUACAAUGGACCUUUGCGACCUAAUUCUUCUCCGCGACCAAAUGCAAGCAUGCAGCGUACUUUUUCUAUGCGACCAAUGGUUCCACAUCCACCGUUACCUGCUUCACAGUCAAUAGAAUCGUUUCGACCUGUAGUCGAUUCGGGGCCACCGACGUUUCCACGUCAAGGCUCAUCUAUGAACAUAAGUUCCUCCAUUCCACGUCCUCCGGCUACUCAACAAUCUCCAUCCUUUCAGGAAACUUCAGUAUUUCCUAAGACUCAAUCGAUUGAAAAGAAAAAUGUACCGCUACCGGGUCAUGCGAUAAACAAAAAACUAAGUAGCACGUUUGAUCGGCUUCCACCAAAAAAUGUCAUGGUAUCGCAGAUGGCAGCAAGAAGGAAUAGUGAAGAAGUUUUAUCUUAUAAUCCUUUGCAACAUAGUAUGGUUAUGAAAUCUUCAGCAAUUACUCGAUCAAGUCCAGUUAAUGAUCCUAGAAAUCAAAUACAACAAAACAAACAUGCAAAUAAUCCUUCCAUUAUGCAAAAUCAUAAUAUGAUGGGUAAACUACCGCCAAUGCCUCCGAUGAAUCAACCGACAUCACGAAAGGCGGAUGCUGCAAAUUUGUUUCCUAUUCAACGGCGUUCUUCGCAAAUAGAAUACAGUCCGAAUCUUAUGAGUAAUUUCUCAAACCUUAAUACACCCAAAAAUUCGGAAACACCAAAUCAAUCAAAACAUACACCCUUUUCUAGCAACUCUCCGAUGACCCCAAAAGUACAACAAACCCCCAUUGUUCAGAAAAAAGUUGAAACAUCUGAAAAUAAGAAAAAGUAUACUUCAAACUCAUCGUAUGAUAAUGUCAAUAACACCCAAGCUGCUGACGUAUUGAAAGGCAAGAGCUUGAGUCUGGCAAAUCAUACAGAACGUCAUGUACCGAUGCACGCCGCUCAAUCGAAUUUAGUUGAGAAAAAUCCCGUUAACUUAUCUCAAGAAAAAAUUUUCUCUGAUUUUUCACAUACUCCAAAACACGGCGCUGUGUUGCACCCCAACGUUCAAUCUCAACAGAAACCUUAUGAAUUGACACAAUCUACGCGUGAACACCCACUUAAUGUACGGAAUUCAACAAAUGAAUCUUCUUAUUUAGAAGACGGUCUUAGAAACACAAACCCACCCAAUGAAGAGAACAAAGAGUUCCAUUAUUCUCAAGGUAAUUCUAAGGAUCCGCAGGAGAAGUUAAAAGUAGAUGAACUUUCUCAUGCCCCUAAGGCGAUUCAGAAAGAGUUCGGCUUACCUCAGUUACCUCAAUCAUCGGAAACUUCAGGCUUAACUUCGCAAGUAACAAAAAAAUUACCUGUGUCUCAAUCUCCUCACCCAAACGUUUCUACGGAAGUUUUGUCAUAUAACAAGCAAUCAGACCAAUUGUUGCAUCAAAACAAUUCACAUAUCUUGACAGAAAAAUCAUUCUUAAAACAAAUGCCACCUUUAAAAAACACGACUGAUUACAAUAAACAAAAUUUUAAAGCACAACUUGGACCUACCUCUACUGAAAAAUUUAAGAGUCUGGGCUCCUCUCUUCUUCCUAAUAAAGGAGCUAUUGAAAUUUCUAAACCUAGUGAAUCACACAAAAUUUUACCUUCGAUUCAUGAUGAUUCGUUGCCUAAGUCCAAUCCAAAUUCAAGGAAAUUCGCAAAUAAUGCCAAUUUAAUGAAACCAACUAAUGUCAAGCCUUCCAUAUCAUCAACAUUUCAAAAAUCCUCAGUUCCAUCUAAGCUUAAAACUGAAUAUGCUGAAUCAAUUCCUAGGCCUUUAACCAUUGAAACAAAAAGUUCUAAUAAUUCAAGUAACCGUUUUAUCAAUCAAUCGAAUUCAAGUGAUAUGAAAAAAAACCUUUUCAAGCAUCAUUCAGGAAGCAGUUUAAUGAGUAAAGCAUUCAACUCAAAUCAAAACAAUUGCACUCCCUAUUCAGAUAAGGAAGCAAAGUUAUAUGAUGUUAACGCCAAUAUGAAUAGUCAUAUUUCAAGGGGAGUUCAAACAUAUGAAUGUUCACGUGACGAUGAACGUCCGAUUCACCUUUAUAGUGACUUAUCUGAAAAUCUAGUAGGAAUGCCGUGUAUCAAUCAGCUAUGUAUGCUAACGAAGAAUAACAAAUCAAAAUUAAUGUGCAUUCAAGACUCUUGCGUACAUAACUGUGACGGUAACCUACUCACGUUACCAAAACUUUCAAAAAAAAAACCAAUUCAUUCGAGUUGCUUUGCUCUACAAGCCGCUAAUAACCGGCAUUUAUGUAUAAACGGAGAUAUGAAUAUGUACGAAUUGUUUAAUGAUUGUUUAUUACCACGGAAAAGCAUCUACGUUGAUCCACAAAAGCUUUUAUGCUGGACAAGUCGCGUCCCCUUUACGUUACGAGAAACUUAUUUAUACGAAGACUUAACAAAAGGUUUUAAUGAUUAUUGGGAAGAAAUUCGUUAGGAAACCAUGUGACGAAGAAUAUUUCACAUAUUUUGAUAAGUCAUAGAACAUUUAGAUUUACUUUUUUUUGAACGAAAAAAUUUAAAAAGACACUAUUGUAGACGUUUUUCUAAGGAGUUCCCUUUUAAAAUUUUUAGCAAUCCAUACUUUUUAUUCUAAAAA
Hylaeus volcanicus is the source of this 3841-nucleotide messenger RNA. Its product is annotated as probable serine/threonine-protein kinase DDB_G0276461. The coding region runs from base 902 to 3679 and encodes 925 amino acids. The transcript has 8 exons. The record is from RefSeq and is a predicted model, not a curated record. Lineage: Eukaryota; Metazoa; Arthropoda; Insecta; Hymenoptera; Colletidae.